Nannizzia gypsea CBS 118893 is the source of this 1368-nucleotide messenger RNA. Its product is annotated as gamma-glutamyl phosphate reductase. Bases 1 to 1368 code for a protein of 455 amino acids. The transcript is spliced from 3 exons. The record is from RefSeq and is a predicted model, not a curated record. Lineage: Eukaryota; Fungi; Ascomycota; Eurotiomycetes; Onygenales; Arthrodermataceae. Gene Ontology annotation, molecular function: NADP binding; glutamate-5-semialdehyde dehydrogenase (NADP+) activity.
AUGUCGUUGACUGAUUCUUCUCCAGCUGAGAUAGCAAAGCUCGCUUCUGCAGGUGCUAGACAGCUGGCUAUCCUCUCGUCUGACGCUAGGAACAAGGCCCUUGUGGCCAUACACGAUGCACUCAAGAAGAACAAAGAUGUCAUUCUCCAGGCCAAUGCCAGAGAUGUCGAAGCCGCUACUAAGGCAGUUGAGAAAGGAGAUCUCAGCUCGAGUAUCCUGAAGAGACUUGACUUGGCUCGCCCAGGGAAGUAUGACGAUAUGCUCAAGGGCAUUCUCGAUGUUAAGAACUUAGAUGAUCCGAUCGGCAAUAUCUCGUUACGUACAAAGCUAGAUGAUGGCCUGAUCCUUGAACGGGUUAGCUGUCCAAUCGGUGUUUUGCUGAUAAUCUUUGAGGCUCGUCCAGAAGUCAUUGCCAACAUUGCAGCUCUCUCCAUUAAAUCUGGAAACGCUGCCAUCUUAAAGGGUGGAAAGGAGUCAACCGAAUCAUUCAUAGAAAUAUCUAGGGUAAUAGCGGAAGCUGCCGCUACCACCGAAGUGCCAAAGGCAGCUGUCCAGUUGGUCAAAACACGAGACGCAAUUCUCCCACUUUUGGCAUUGGAUGACCAUAUUGACCUGGUGAUUCCCCGGGGCUCAAACGACUUGGUGAAGUUUGUGAAAACCAAUACAAAGAUCCCUGUCCUUGGCCAUGCGGACGGAAGAUGUGCCAUCUACCUCCACUCGGAUGCCGACGCCAACAUGGCUGAACGGGUCAUAGUUGAUUCAAAGCUGCACUACCCUGCUGCAUGCAAUGCCGCGGAGACACUCCUGGUGGAUGAAAGAGCAUUAUCAACCAUUUUUCCCAAGGUAGCUGCGGCUUUAACUGCUAAAGGAGUCACUAUGAAGUGUGAUCCUAAGUCCAAAGCGGCACUCCAAGAUAAACUGGAUUCAGCCCAACUUGCAUUGCUUAAAGAUGCAACCGAGGAGGACUACAACACCGAGUUCCUCGAAGCAAUCAUAGCUGUGAAGACUGUUGAGGGGACAACCGACCAGUCAUAUGUGGAUGCAGCAAUCGCACACAUUGGGGGUCACUCGUCAAAGCACACAGAUGUGAUAUUAACAUCUACGAGAGAGCUUGCUGAACGCUUCUUGAGCGCGGUUGAUAGUGCCGGAGUUUAUUGGAAUGCCAGCUCCAGAAUGGCAGAUGGAAUGAGGUACGGGUUUGGCACAGAGGUUGGAAUAAGCACCAACAAGAUUCACUCGCGAGGCCCAGUCGGAUUGGAAGGUUUAACAAUAUAUAAGUACUUGAUCCGGGGUGAAGGCCAUAUUGCUGGUGACUAUUUCCAGGGCGAGGGCGGUAGAACCUGGAAACAUGAAAAGAUGGACAUUUGA